This is a messenger RNA of Ochotona princeps (American pika), 960 nucleotides long. RefSeq names its product olfactory receptor 6C6-like. NCBI's taxonomy places the organism in Eukaryota, Metazoa, Chordata, Mammalia, Lagomorpha, Ochotonidae. The record is from RefSeq and is a predicted model, not a curated record. Gene Ontology annotation, molecular function: G protein-coupled receptor activity; olfactory receptor activity. Gene Ontology annotation, biological process: G protein-coupled receptor signaling pathway. Gene Ontology annotation, cellular component: membrane. Bases 1 to 960 code for a protein of 319 amino acids. The transcript has a single exon.
AUGAACAAUCAGUCAAAGGAAAUAGAGUUCAUCCUACUGGGGCUGACAGAUGACCCUGUGCUCCAGAUUGUGGUUUUCCUGUUCCUGUGUUUCAAUUACAUCUUGAGCCUGACGGGGAACUUAGUCAUCAUCCUCCUCACCCUGCUGCAUCCCCGCCUCAAGACUCCCAUGUAUUUCUUCCUGCGCAAUUUCUCCUUCCUAGAAAUUUCCUUUACAACAGUCUGCAUUCCACGGUUCCUGAUAAGCAUUCUAACUGGAGACAAAACAAUUUCCUAUAAUAGUUGUAUAACUCAAUUGUUCUUCUUCUUUUUAAUAGGAAGUACAGAGUUUUACCUCCUGGCUGCCAUGUCCUAUGAUCGCUAUGUUGCCAUCUGUAAACCACUGCAUUACCCACUCAUCAUGAACAGUAAAGUGUGCUACCAACUUGUCCUCGGCUCCUGGGUCACUGGAUUCCUUAUCAUCUUCCCUCCUUUAGUCCUGGGACUCCAGCUAGAUUUCUGUGCUUCCAAAACCAUUGAUCACUUCCUAUGUGACACCGCUCCCAUCCUGCAACUCUCAUGCACAGAUACACGUGUCAUAGAACUGAUGGCUUUUGUCUUAGCUGUUGUGACACUUGUCAUCACACUGUUGUUAGUGGUCCUCUCCUACACAUUCAUCAUCAAAACCAUCCUCAAAUUCCCUUCUGCUCAACAAAGGACAAAGGCUUUUUCCACCUGUUCCUCACACAUGGUGGUCAUCUCUAUUACUUAUGGGAGCUGUAUCUUUAUGUACCUGAAGACAUCAGCAAAGGAAAGGGUAACUUUAACUAAAGGUGUAGCUGUGCUUAAUACUUCCAUUGCCCCUUUACUGAACCCCUUCAUUUACACCCUAAGGAACCAGCAGGUGAAAGGAGCUUUUAGGGAUAUUCUUCAAAAAUUCUGUAAUGUUCAAAAUAAUGCGACAAAAUCUGAAUAUAAAUAA